Messenger RNA from Acipenser ruthenus (sterlet), 1714 nucleotides. RefSeq lists its product as uncharacterized. The coding region runs from base 200 to 1714 and encodes 504 amino acids. Gene Ontology annotation, molecular function: NAD+ poly-ADP-ribosyltransferase activity. The transcript is spliced from 5 exons. NCBI's taxonomy places the organism in Eukaryota, Metazoa, Chordata, Actinopteri, Acipenseriformes, Acipenseridae. Gene Ontology annotation, cellular component: cytoplasm. The record is from RefSeq and is a predicted model, not a curated record.
CCUGAAACCAGACAAAAACUUCAGCUGGGCGGGAGGGGCACACAAACAGCCAACUUCAGAUAGCAUUCUCCUUUUCUUGAAUAACGGUCUACAGAAAAUAAACCUGAAAUAUCUUUUAACUUUAAACAAGCAGCCACUUUGUACUUCACAAGAUCAUUCCACUGCCAGGUUUGAAAGCAUCGCUCUCCUAAACUGCAGGAUGAACAUGUGGGCUGAAGAAGAUUCCCCCUUUUUUGUUGAAGCUUGCCUUCAGAGUUACGCAGAACCUGUAGAGGGGAAGCUCUAUACCAUGUACCACGGAACCACGAAGGAGCGCGCAGAAUCCAUCAAGAGAUGCGGAUUCAGACAAUCACCUGAUGGCAUGCUGGGGCAGGGGGUCUAUGUCAGCCGAGACUUUAACAAGGCCAGCCGGUACCCACUCAACCGUCCAGAUAAAGAAAGGAGGGUCCUGAAACUGAGGGUCAACGUCGGCAAGGUUAAGAAGAUAGACAGGCAGGGGCACCCCAUGCAGAAGACCUGGCACGACUACGGCUACGACACUGCCUGGGUCCCUCCCGGCUGCGGGAUGGUAUCGAGCGGGCUGGAGGAAGACUGCAUCUGGGACCCCAACAGGAUCAAAGUAAUGGAGGUUAUGAAACCGAAGAAUGAGAGUUCUCCUCAGAUGCCCAAAUUUGGCUACGCUGCUUAUAGAAUUCACUCCACUGCCAGGUUUCAAGCCAUCACUGCCGUAAGCAUGUGGGCCGAAGAAGAUGACUCCUACUCCUACGAAGCCCCGUGCCUUGAGAGUUAUGCACAACCGCAAGAGUGGAAGUGCUACACCAUGUACCACGGGACCACGAAGAAGCGCGCAGAAUCCAUCACGAGAUACGGAUUCAAGCAGUCAGAUGACGGCAUGCUGGGGCGGGGGGUCUAUGUCAGCCGAGACUUUAACAAGGCCAGCCGGUACCCACUGCACUGUCCAGAGAGAAAAAAGAGGGUCCUGAAGCUCUGCGUCAACGUCGGCAAGGUUAAGAAGAUAGAUAGGCAGGGGCACCCCAUGCAGAAGACCUGGCACCACCAUGGCUACGACUCUGCCUGGGUCCCUCCCAACUGUGGGAUGGUAGCAAGUAGGCUGGAGGAAGACUGCAUCUGGGACCCCAACAGGAUCACAGUGGUUGAGGUUAUCAAACCUAAGAAUCAGGGUUCUGUUCCUAGAUUCAACUACAGUGCUUACAUAUCUUUUGCUCCACUCCACUGCCACGGGUUCGAAACAACCCCAGCCAUGAACUUGUGGGCUGAAGAGAAAUCCCGCGGUUUUGUUGAAAAGCACCUGCAGAGCCAAGUGCUUCCCACAGAGGGGGAGAUCUAUGUGAUGUACCACGGGACCACGGUCCAGGCCGCGGCCUCCAUCAAGAAGUACGGGUUCAGGCAAUCCACGGACGGCCCCCUGGGCCGGGGGGUCUACCUGAGUCGAGACAAGAACAAAGCCAGCUGCUACCCGCCUGGCCUGCCAGACAGCAAAAAGGUGGUCCUGAAAGUCAGAGUGAACUUCGGCAGGGUUAUAAAGAUAGAUGUGGCAUCAGGACACCCCCUGCAGAAGAGCUGGCUCGACUCCGGAUACCACUCUGCCUUCAUCUCCCCGUCCUGCAGCUGCAGACUGGUGCAGAGCGGGCUGGAGGAAUACUGCGUCUGGGACCCUAACCGGAUCAAGAUCGUGGAGGUGACCAGACCUUAG